UUACGUGAUGAUCAGAGGGUAUACGUGAGGUGCUACUCGAACACGACCAGCUACAUCGCUGCGACUGAAGCGUUACAUCUAGCUGGAAGUUCAGAAGAAAGAGAAGCAGAAGAUUCAGCCCGUCUUCGUUAACAUUGCCUUUAUUCGACGAUUUAGUAAAUACUAAAUUAUCAACAAUGAAGUUGCUGUGGGCUGUCAGUGCCCUGCUUUUGAGCUGUUUGCGAGCCAAUGCGUCCACAGACCCAAACAUCAUUACUUAUCCUGAAGAAGUCAGCAACCAGACCUCAGCAGUCCUUAGCUGCAACUUGACAGAGCCCAGCUUUCACAUCAAGGGCUCCCACUGGACGCACAAUGGCAAAAUCAUUGAAGGGUCCAAGUCCGAUGUUGCCACUCCAUACAUAGUCCACCGUUUGGACAGAAUCACCUACACUUCUAGUGGAAAGUAUGAAUGUGUGUUCCUGACCGAUCCAGAGGUGAAGAAGACAAUUGAAGUCAAAACACUUCCCCAUGUUGUUGCCUACAAGCACUCUGAGCAUGGCAACGAGAAGGACAAAGGCGUGCUGGUGUGUUUGAGCAGUGGCUACCCAUUGCCUACUGACUGGACCUGGUUCAAAGAUGGCGGCCAAACCCCUAUCAUCAACGGCACUACCGACAAAUAUGAGAUAAAGAGCACCCCUAACAAGACCACUCUGGUCAUUGAGAACCUGAGCAUCGAAGAAGACAUCGGCGACUACGUCUGCUCUGGAACCAAUGAACUCGGCACAACCAGUGACCGGAUCCACCUGCGUGUCCGCAGUCGCUUGGCUGCCCUCUGGCCCUUCCUUGGCAUCGUGGCCGAGGUCAUCAUCCUGGUGACCAUCAUCUUCAUCUAUGAGAAGAGGAGAAAGCCCGAUGAGAUCACCGACGAUGACGACUCAGGAGCUGCUCCUCUGAAGACCAAUUCUAAUGCAAAUCACAAAGACAAGAAUGUGAGGCAAAGGAAUUCUAAUUAGAAGCUGAAUGAGAUGGACAUCCAGAUGGCAGUCCAGGAUUCAGCCGUUGCACAUUAUACUGCGCACCCUGCAAUUUUAAGUUACUUUUUGUGCUUGGGUGAUAAAUGUUUUAAGAAACUGAAUGAUUUCCUCCUAUUUUUUUUUUUUUUUCUAUAUGCUUCUCCACAUUGUGCAGCCGCAGAACAUAGUGUGAAGUAAUUUUCUGCUCGAGGCCACAGGGCAAAUAUUGCAUGCAUUUAAUAGCAAAGUGUGUGUGUUCAAUGUAAAAUCAUUAGACAGUUCAUGUGAGGAAUGGCACGUUUGUGGUUGUUUUUUCUUUUCAUGCUGAUGCUUCCUGAUACACUGACCACACAGUUGUCUUUGCUUUUAUAUUCUCCGAUCUGGGAUGGUGACUUGUAAAAACGGCACAAGUUCUGUUCAGAGCAUCUGAAACCUUUUUUGAUCCUGACGCUAAGAGAAUGGCUUUAGUAUGAAACCACUGGAGUGAGUUUGACCUGUCCCCACACCACCGCCAUCCUCUCAUAGCAGAGUUUUAUACUUACAAGCACCACUACUACACUUUUGUGUGCAAAUGUGACACUUUAAAAUUUAAAUUUGUCUUUUUUUCUUUCUUUUUUUUUUAAUCAAGCUUUUAUUUCCUUUUUUGCGGUUCACAUAUUUUAAACCGAGGUUUUAGUUAACCAAUGUUUUUGUUGCCAAUGUCACAUCCAGAGUAAAAAAUAUAUUGUAAAGGACCAAGUGCAUGAAAUCUUCUGUUGAUUGCGACUUCAACACCACGUACUGCGGUUUUUAAUUUGGUACAGGUGAUGAACCGUUUUUAAUAAGAUGUUUUUCUUUCUCACUUAUUGUGAUCUGAAAGAUUUGUGUGCAAUUGUUGGACCGUCGUCUCUGUUCCCGUCACUGUGUAGAUAUUCAGAAGCCAUAUGUUCCAUUUAACCUGAUUAGUGUUGUGAUUCGAUGUUAACCGUUUCAGUUACGCAGAUAAAGACUUAGCCAGAGUUGUGUAAAUUGUUGUACCAUCCAAGUACAUGGAACGCCACCAGUUUUCCAACUUUCACAAACUGAAUAAAGGUAUUUGAUUUUA
Perca flavescens (yellow perch) is the source of this 2076-nucleotide messenger RNA. It is a transcript of the gene bsg, whose product is annotated as basigin. Gene Ontology annotation, molecular function: cell-cell adhesion mediator activity. Lineage: Eukaryota; Metazoa; Chordata; Actinopteri; Perciformes; Percidae. Gene Ontology annotation, cellular component: axon; plasma membrane. Gene Ontology annotation, biological process: homophilic cell-cell adhesion; dendrite self-avoidance; axon guidance. The transcript has 8 exons. Bases 177 to 992 code for a protein of 271 amino acids. The record is from RefSeq and is a predicted model, not a curated record.